AUGCGAUAUUAUCAUUGUAUCGCACAAUAUAUAGUCAUAUUCUAUCGGUGUAUGAAUAUGGCUGGUUGGUUUUCGCUUGAUCCGAAUAAGCUCAAACAGAUUGCAGCAAGCACCUUGAUUAAUGCACAAAAACAAAUCGAUAAAGUCCUCGAUAUCAAGGAUGGCGCUCCUGAUCCAGAAUCUCAACCAAUUGCACAUGAUACCGCGACAAGUAGUAUACAAUCAACACCGUCCGAUGAUUUCUUUUCGGCAUUCCUUGGUAACCAGAAAUCAACAAACACAGAGGCAAAUGAAGUACCAACAAAACCUAUGGAAAACAAUGCUUCGCUUCGCACUUGGAAUACAUACAGUGAUAGCAAUAAUGCUUCAUCAUUGAUCUCUUCUCAAUCACAAUCGAAUAUUGUUGAAACUGAUGCAAACAUUACUGAAGAAAAUAAAACAACACCUGAUGAAUCUAUUGAGACCCAAACAACAUCUUCCACGCUAUCAGAAUUAAUUGAUACACAACAACAAACACAAUCAUCUGCGUCAUUAGCUGAAUCUUCGACCAUUACAGAAAGUUCCAGUAGUGAAAGUACAAAUUCAUUACAUCCAACUUUAAGUAUUCCAUCAUCUGAAUCAACUGUGAUUGGUCCGAUUGUAGAAAUAAGAACUGAUGAGCAACAUAUGUUCACUCAAACACAAUAUGACAGUUCAGAGCCGGAUGCUGAUCAUGGAUCACAAAUCAUUCCUUCUAUAUCAUCAGAUAAACGUGAUGUCAUCGAUUCUUGGAUGAAUAAUAGACAAAAUGUCAACUCCGACAAAAGUGAACAAUCUCUACGUGAUACCCAUGACAAUGACUCAUCUUCAUUAUUGUUUACAUCAGCUUAUCCACCAAAUGAAUUUUCGACGUCAUCCAUAAUCGAUGACGAGAUCACUCCAACAGCAACCAGUAAUUACAACAAAGAACAACAACAACAAGCAACAGUUUCCACCGAUGAAGACGAUGACAAUCCACUUCUUGAACAAUCGAAUUCUCCAACCCAUACGAUAUCGUCCAAUGGACAUGAUACUCAUAGUAAAGAUUCAUCAGAUGAUGGCAAACACACAUCAUGUGCAUCAUCGGACAUCGAAGUGAUCUCAUCUCCAAGUGUAGCCAGUGGUCUAGCUCUCAGUACCACGGAAACAUUUGAUAAGUGUCGAGAGUUACGCGAUGCUCGACGACCAGUUGUGCGCGAAGUUGUCGGUCGUUUUCCCGCCCAUUCGACCAAUAUGAAAUAUCACCAUCAUCCAAUAUCCAUUGAUCAUAUUGACAAAAAUAGUACUUCGAAUUUCGAUGCAUCAUCUUGGUCAACUCUAAUUGAUGAAGCAGCUACUGAGCAUAUGCAUUAUCACCAUACCAAUGAAGGAGGCGAUGAUGACGAUCGACAAAAAUAUCAUCAAUCAGAAACCUCGAAAGAAUUGGGUGAACUGAAAGAACGUUUAGAAUUACGUGAGCAAGCAUUCCUAAAGUUAACAACUGAAUCUAAUGAACUACAUCAGACGAAUCAAACAUUAAAAAAAUCGUUGAAUGAACUUGAACAACGAACAGUCCGUUUAACUAAUGAAUUUCAGCAAACAAUCGAGAAUCUUUCGUUGAAAAUCGAGGAACAAAAGCAUGUUUCACAAGAACGUGAUCAAUUACGCAAACAACUUGAUACUCUACAAAGACAAUUAUUAGAAAAUUCAACAUCAACUGGUAAUGCGAUGGCUGUUUUGAGAGAAAAAGAAGAACAAAUUCAACAGUUACUCGAAGAAGGUGAAAAACUUUCAAAGAAUCAAUUGAAAGAUUCGAACAUAAUCAAAAAAUUACGGGCAAAAGAGAAAGAGAGCGAUUCACACAUCACAUCGCUGACGACGCAAAUUAAUAAAUUAACGAGUGAUUUAGAAGAAGCGAAGAAGAAUUUGCAAGAAAAAGAAGAAAAUGAGAAACAACUUAAAGAAACGGUGAAAAAAUUUGAGAAAUCCGCCGUUCAUUAUGAAAAAGAGUGUAUAUCAAUCAAAUCAUUGUACGAAGAUGCUGAAGAACAAAUCCGUAGUACAAAAGUGGCCUUAGAAAAUUCCUACAAAGAAAUUGCUGAAUUAAACAAAACCAAAGCCGCUACGGAAAGCAAAGUCGUCGAAGCCACUUUGUCAGCUGAGAUUCUACUUCGUGAAGAAAUUCGAAUGGCUGUGGACAAAGAACGAGUGAUAUCAAGACAAGAACAAGAAAAACUACAGAUGACCAUUGAUGAAUUACGACAUUCAAUUCAGCGUAGCGAAGUUCAAUUAAACCGAAGAGAACAAUUGCUACGACAAGAAGUUAACGAUCUUCGACAAAGACUUCAAGAAGCUGAAUCACGAAAUGAAGAGUUAACGCAAAGCAUUUCUAAUGCUACGCGUCCAUUACUUCGUCAAAUCGAAAAUCUUCAAACUUCCUACGUAUCACAAAUCAAUUCUCUCGAAAAAACCGAACGUCAGUUGACCGAUCGGCUAGCUGAAAUGCAAGUACAAUAUGCAACAAGUGUUGAACACGAACGUGUAGCUAAUGAAACCUUACUGGAAAUGAGUGCUAAAUGGAAGUUAGCGGAAGCUCAGUUAACAACAUUCAAACAGGAUAAAACGCGUUUGACUUCUGAACUUGAAGUUUUGAAAAUGAAACUGACACAUUUUGAAGAUACGAAGCUCAGAGAAAGAACUCAAAUUGAAUCAAUGCAAGAAGCAUUCACUCAACAAAUCAACAGUCUUAUUCAAGAGAAGCGGCAACUUGAAAUGGAUACUGAAGUUGACAAAUCGAAGUAUGAAAGUGAUUUGAAGAGAUUACAAAUUGCCAACGAAGCGUUGAAAGAACAAGUCAACUUAUAUGAUUCGAAUUCUAUACAUCGAACGAACUCAAAUCUUGAAACAACACUUGCCCAACAAUACAGUCGGCGAUCAUCUGGUGGACGCGAUACUCCAACCGUGUUCACGUUCGAACGUUCUGCUUUUGUUCCAACUCCGAAACCAAGUGUAUACGAAUCUUUGCGAAACACAGGUGCAAUAGCAGUAUUGGAAAGUUUAGAAGCACAAUUGAAAGAAAAGGAAGGAGAAAUUACAUUAUUACAAAGCGAAAUCGCUGACUUGGAACGAACGCGCGAGACUAUGGCAAGAGAAUUAGUUAAUCUAUCAACCGAAAAUGAAAAACUAAAACAACAAACUCAAAAUUACCCUGUAUUAAACGAACAAUACAAAGAACUGGAAAAACGCUAUGAUGCACUUUUAACAAUGUAUGGCGAAAAGCAAGAAGAAGCGGAUGAACUUCGACUUGAUUUAGCAGACGUGAAAACACUCUAUCGAGCCCAAAUCGAUGAUUUGAUGAAACAAAAUGUUUCGCAAAUGUCUUUACCCUCUAGUUAUUCGUGUCGUUCAGCAAUUCUUUCAUCGAUAGAGAAACUUUUUUCUCCCAAUCCACACUUGCCCUAUCCAUCACAUGUUUAUAUUCAUGGAAAUCAUAAUACAGGUAAAUCAACGUUGGUGAAACAUGCACUUCAUCUUCACAAUCAUGCGGCUUUAUGGUUCGAUUGUCGAGAAAUUUACUCGUUGAAUAUGUUCUAUCAAACAUUUAUUUCAUCAUUGACCAACACUUCACCACCAUCAAUGAAAAGCUUCCAUGAUUUCAUUCGCGUAUUACGUGACUGUUCGAUUCGAGAACAGAAUAAUAAAAAAAAGAAAACCAAAUCACAUUAUUUCAUCGUCCUUCAUCAUAUUGAACUGUUGUUAAACUACGACACAAACGGACAUUUACUCUAUUUGUUAUUCAAAUUAAAUGAAUUGACAUUGGGUUAUUUCCAUCAUUCCCUUAUCUUGAUUGGACAUCAACCAUUCUAUCAAUUGCCACAUAUGAAUAAAAUCGAAGCAGAAUUGGGUGUGUUAACACCCAUAGCAAUUUUCGUACCAGCUUAUACUCGUGCAGAAAUCGUUACAAUCUUGCAAAAUAUGUUUGCUCAACAACAAGAUCUUCUUCCAACUUCAGUUAGUCAAAUACAAAUCAUUAUUGAACUAGCACUUCAGAUUUUCUAUGCAGUCACAAACGAUCUGAUAGAAUUGAAAGACAUGUCGACGAUGUGCAUCAAAGAUUUCUUACGUAACAGUGUGAAGAAGCAAACAAGUGAUGAUGGAAGCAACAACGACUAUCGCAUACUUUAUCAAAAGGAGUUCUUCACACAAGUUCUCAACUCUGUCUAUACUCGUUCAAUGAGUAUUCCAAAAUUUCUUGAUACGCAUACGGCUGACGAAGAAACGAACGAGAAUUCCUCUCAUUUGACAUCAAUAGACAGCAAAAGCAAUGCUCGCGAUCUUCCAACCUCAGCUAAAUAUUUGCUGAUUGCGAUCUACUUAGCGACACAGAAUCCGGUGAAAUACGAUCGAAUGCUUUAUGAUAAACAAGGCCAGGGCAAAAAGAGCCGGCGAGGAAAGAUCAUGCAUAAACGAGCACAACUCGAUACAGCAAAAAUCGAAUAUUUACCACUGUCAUCGAAUAAGCCCAUCGGAUUGAAUCGUCUCUUGGCUAUUUACUGUUCUUUACAAGGCGAUACAGUUCCUUUAACGAAUCAAAUUUAUAUACAAUUAGCUUUAUUAACUUCCAUGCGUUUGAUUGAACUUGUCGGAGGAUCGAAUGAAAGCGGAAUUAUAAAUUUAAAUGAACCAAAAUAUCGUUGUACAAGCUCAAGUGAUUGCAUUCGACGUCUCGCGGCAUCAAUCGACUUCAAAAUCGAUGAUCUUCUUCUUGUCUGA
This is a messenger RNA of Adineta ricciae, 4770 nucleotides long. The record is from the annotation of a GenBank genome assembly. Lineage: Eukaryota; Metazoa; Rotifera; Eurotatoria; Adinetida; Adinetidae.